AGACAAAAAUAUAAAAAAAACAUACGAAGAAGGUUAGAGUGGAUGGCACAAUUCGUAUUCAUGGAAAUAAUUUAAAAACACAUUUCCAUGAAAAUGACGAAUUUCCAUUUUUCUCAUCGUACUCCGCCUCCGGCUCUCCUUUUUCGUCCUCCUCUACUUGCCAAACAGAUCUAUUUUCAUUUUCCGCUUGUUUCUUGGGAUUCCGUUUUCUCGCUCAAUUCUCUCUUCCUCUCUUUCCCGGCUUCACUCUCUUCCUAGUCAGUCUCCUUCCUGCUUUUCCCCCUUUCUCCAUCGCUGCAAUCUGCUGCUCAAACGCUUUGGAUACAGCACCCUCUCCCACUCCAGCCAGUCAGCCAUGCCGGGCCUUUCGUCGAGCAGGCUGAAAUCCAUGGAUUUCUACAGGAAAAUACCUAGAGAUUUGACUGAAGCAUCGUUAUCGGGUGCCGGAUUAUCCAUAGUAGCUGCACUGGCCAUGGUUUUCCUGUUUGGAAUGGAGCUGAGUAACUAUCUAGCAGUGAACACAUCUACUUCUGUGAUUGUCGACAAUAGUAGUGAUGGCGAAUUUUUACGCAUUGAGUUUAAUAUCAGCUUUCCAGCCCUCUCAUGUGAAUUUGCAGCAGUUGACGUGAGCGACGUGUUAGGAACUAACAGGUUAAACAUUACAAAAACUGUCAGAAAAUUCUCUAUAGAUCACGAUCUAAGGCCCACUGGCGCUGAGUUUCACUCUGGCUCUACUAUGCAUCUCAUUAAGCAUGAUGAGUAUGUUGGUGAACAUGAGGGUGAGAGUUCUGUGACACUCAAUGCUCGGAAUUUUGAUGUUUUCUCAAAGCAGUUUCCGAUAUUGGUUGUCAAUUUCUAUGCUCCUUGGUGCUACUGGAGCAAUCGCUUGAAACCUUCUUGGGAGAAGGCAGCUAAAACUAUGGCGGAAAGAUACGACCCUGAAACUGAUGGACGCAUCAUUUUGGCCAAAGUGGAUUGCACCGAAGAAGGUGAAUUAUGUAGGAGGCAUCACAUCCAAGGGUAUCCCUCCAUUCGUAUUUUUCGUAAGGGAAGUGAUUUGAGGGAUGAACAUGGACACCAUGAGCAUGAGUCCUACUAUGGGGAUCGUGAUACCGACACCUUGGUGCAGACUAUGGAAACUCUUGUUGCACCUAUUCCAGCUUUACAUCACAAGCUCGACAAUUCAACUCAGAGCAUCAAACGACCUGCACCCUCAACUGGAGGAUGUAGAGUUGAGGGAUAUGUGCGUGUUAAAAAGGUUCCUGGGAACCUCAUCAUUUCAGCUCGUUCAGGAUCCCAUUCUUUUGAUACUUCUCUAAUGAACAUGUCACACGUUGUCUCCCAUCUCUCGUUUGGCUUGAAAUUUGCACCCAAGGCGCUGGUUGACGCCAAGCGAUUGAUGCCAUAUAUUGGUCGAAGUCAUGACCGGCUGAAUGGGCGGGCAUUUGUUAAUCAGCGCGACGUAGGUGCUAAUGUCACUAUAGAGCAUUAUCUCCAAGUCGUUAAAACAGAGGUGGUAUCAAGAAGAGGAUCUCGUGAUCACACGAUAAUAGAAGAGUACGAGUAUACAGCCCACAGCAGUUUGGCGGAGAGCGUGGAUAUACCUGUUGCGAAAUUCCAUUUUGAGCUCUCCCCUAUGCAGGUUCUGAUCACUGAACUUCCGAAGUCAUUUUCACAUUUUAUCACCAAUGUGUGCGCCAUAAUCGGUGGGAUAUUCACGGUCGCUGGAAUAUUGGAUUCGUUACUGCACAACACAAUCAGGCUAGUGAAGAAAGUGGAGCUAGGCAAGAAUUUUUGAUAGAGAGGAAGAGAUGACAUGAAACAUUAUGUUAGUUUUCAUGUAAAGAUUUCAAAGUUUUGAAUCACAGGGUUUAUUAAAUUAGCAUUAGCAAGCAAGAACAGGAUAGAACAGUUAUUUAUGGGACACUUCCAUAAUAUACACCAUGAAGCACGUUCAGUGCCUAUCCUCUCUGUGCCGCGCCCUUAUCGUGCUCUGGUUUAGUUACGGUGCUUGUGAUCUUCAUCCAUUUCUGCAUUGGUGUUUGGAGUAAUGACCGGAAAAUAGAUGGUCGAAGAAUCUUUUGAUUCUUUGUUAACUCAUCAGCUUUGCCAUUGGAAGUCCUCUGUAAUACGUUUUCCGAUUUUCGAAGUCGGAAACACGAAGCCUAUGGAUUGUGGCUGUCGAUUUCAGACUUGAGACCGAGAUCUUCUCGCUGGAGCCUUGUUAAGGAAGAAACGUCGUUGAAAUGCAGAAGGUAUGUUUUAGAACACUCUUCUCUUUCAGUUAUUUUUCCUUUUCUUUACAAACAUGCUCUUGAAAUACACACCAGUUUGGUUCAUAACCUUAUUGCCAUCUCCACGACAAACAAAUACUGAAACACCAAACAAUGAAAAACAUCUCUGAUACAAGAAGGAUAACAAAAGUGUGGGUAAAAAAGGAAACAAGAAGUUAUGAAUGUUAAGCAACCACGAAAGCGAACUCGGUCCGUUGAACCAAUAAUCAGAAUCCGAGCACGAGGGACGAGGCCAAGAAAGCUCCGACUGAACCGACGAUCCCUGCUGCAGCAGCCAUGGAAGACGAUGCUCCAUUGUUGGGCGACUCGCCUUCAGGAGACUGUGCAGGGGUGAGCUGAACUAUCCCGGGAGGAGGUGACUGAUCCAUGGCCGGUGCAGGCGAUGGUGACUGAGGAGAUGGCGGGGAAGCAGCAGGUGCAGUUCCAUUCUUGCUCCUGUCGGCCAGAACGACCACGACGACCUUCUCGUUGUUCAGGCAGUUGUCCCUGUUCCCGCUGAUGAAGUAGUGGGCGCCGGAGUGGUUGAAAGUGUAGAGGGUGUGGCCGUCGGAGUAUGUCCCGACGGGUGAAGUCGUGGUGCAGUUGUCGUAGUCGCCCUUGCUCACUUCCAGCACGGAGUCGCGAUCAGGGUUGUACAUGAACACUAUGGAGUCUCCAGUGGAGAACCGGUUGCGUUCUGCCCAAGAAUUGUAGUUCAAGGCGGAGGAAUUGUCAGGAACCGUCCAACCUUUGGCGCCACCGACAGUGAACUGGAAUGCACUAGCUUGUUGGAGCGACAGCAGCAUGAGACAGGAGAGUCCCAGCAUGCCGAUUUUCGAUCCCGGGUUCGUUCCUACCAUUGAUGGCAAAGUGGUAUGGUGUUAUGUGUGUUUUGGUGUGGAGGUAAGUAGCACUAAGAAGGAGGAUUUUGAGAAUGGCAUGGAGCUGAGAUGGGGGUUUUGUAGGAUGAGUUUUGAGGCCAACUUUACAGUAUCUGUGGCAUUGAAGCUUUUGCAUGCUUUUAACGCUCUGUUCUCUCUUUAGCUGUGGAUUUCUUGGCUUCUGGUGCAAAGUAUAUGUUCGUUCCUAUUUGUUGUUUUGGAUUACUUUUUUGUGCAGGAGAUGACUUGGGCUGCAGGUUAAUACUUUGCCCUUGACCAUUUGUCAAGAAUAUUCAAUCCUUG
Messenger RNA from Linum tenue, 3457 nucleotides. Lineage: Eukaryota; Viridiplantae; Streptophyta; Magnoliopsida; Malpighiales; Linaceae. The record is from the annotation of a GenBank genome assembly.